Dendrobium catenatum is the source of this 1596-nucleotide messenger RNA. RefSeq lists its product as uncharacterized. The transcript is spliced from 8 exons. NCBI's taxonomy places the organism in Eukaryota, Viridiplantae, Streptophyta, Magnoliopsida, Asparagales, Orchidaceae. The coding region runs from base 1 to 1596 and encodes 531 amino acids. The record is from RefSeq and is a predicted model, not a curated record.
AUGGCACUGAAAUUGGAUAUGGAGCAGGCUUAUGACAACAUGGGAUGGCCAGCUCUUAAGCAAAUUCUUUGUUGGUAUGGCUUCCCCUCUAUUUAUUCUUCUCUUAUUUUGGAAUGUGUGGUGAAUGUAAGAUUUUCCAUUAUUAUUAAUGGAAAAUAUUCAAAGUGGAUGAAAGCUUGUAGCGGUUUUAGACAAGGAUGCCCAGUCUCUCCUUAUUUGUAUAUCAUGUGCUCUCAAUUGUUAUCCAACUCCUUAAGGAAAAAGGAAGGUGAUAUUGGUAUUCAAAUCUCUCCAAGAGGUCCGAGAAUUUCCCACCUCAUGUAUGCAGAUGAUGUUCUUAUCUUCUCCCAAGCUUCAAAAUGGUUAGCUAAGAAUCUUAAGAAGAUUGUUGAAGAGUUUUGCAAAUGGACAGGGCAAAGUGUCAACAUCAAUAAAUCACAAAUUAUUUUUGGUAAGAAUGUUAACCGCCAAGUGAAGAAUAAGCUUACCAAAGUUUUUGGUUUCAAAGUGGUUAAGGAAUUACACUACUUUGGGAUUAAAAUUUCUCUUACUAAAUUGAAGGCGGCAGAUUUUCAAGACCUUCUAGUCAAUGCUAUGGAAAGACUUAAUGUUUGGGGUAAGAAGUCUAUUUCUUUGGGAGGACUAGAUGUUUCUAAUAGUGUCCCUAUUAUUGAUUUACCUAUUCCGCCCAUGUCGGAUGCUGUGUUUAUUAACUUGGAUGGUGUGUUGCAUAUGGAUUUGCACAUUCAUGACCCUGUUGAUCACUCUGAUUGGAUUGAGGAAUUCAUAGGCAAUAAGUGUUGUGUUGGGAAUAUAGAGGAAGCUGAUAGUCAAGAAAGGAAAUUGCUUUGGGAGAGUCUGGAGAAGGGGAGCUGGAUUGUUGCUUCUGUAUAUGGAAGUACUGAUAGUCAAGAAUGUAAAUUGCUUUGGGAGAGUCUGGAGAAGCAUUGUUCGGUUGAUCUACCUAUGGUGGUUGGUGGUGACUUCAACUGCAUUCUUUCUCAAGAUGAGAAGAGAGGUGGGAGGAAAUUCAGCAUGUCACAAGGUUCCAAGGAUUUUCAGCAAUUUUUGAAUAAUAGUGAUCUUCUUGAGGUCAAAGCUUCGGAUCCAAGAGAUAUACGUUAUGAGGAAGUUUGGGCUUCUUAUCAUGGUGCAACAGCUUUAGUAAGGAAGAUCUGGAACAGGAAAUCUGUUGGUAAACUAGAUUCGCUCGUCUCAACGCUUGGUGGAAGCAAAGAGCUAAAUAAGGUGGAUGGAAGAAGGUUGGAAAAGGUUAUUCAUAAAAUCAUAUCGGUGGAUCAAGCGGCUUUUGUUAGAGGCCACUCCUUGUCUGAUCAUGUGCUGGUGGCACAAGAGGUUUUUGAUAAGUUCAAAUGGUCCAAAUCUAAAGCUGGUUUGUUAGCAAUCAAGUUGGAUGUGGAGAUUAGUAGGGGUAUCUCUGUCUCUCGGUUAGCCCAUAGAGUUUCUCAUUUACUAUUUGCGGAUGAUAUUCUAAUCUUCUCAGAAGCCAAGGUGAAGGAGGUUAAGGAGAUCAGUUAUCUUGGUAUUAAAAUGGCUUUGAGGAGGUUGAGGCCAUCGGAUUUCCAGAAUCUUUAG